Dermatophagoides farinae (American house dust mite) is the source of this 961-nucleotide messenger RNA. RefSeq names its product isochorismatase domain-containing protein 2. NCBI's taxonomy places the organism in Eukaryota, Metazoa, Arthropoda, Arachnida, Sarcoptiformes, Pyroglyphidae. The record is from RefSeq and is a predicted model, not a curated record.
UCGUUAUCAAAACAACCACAACAAAUUGGAUUGAAAAAAAAGAAUAGACUCUUUUGUCUAUGUCUGUAUCCAAUUUGAUUUUCUGUUUUUUUUUUUGUUUUGUUUUGUUUUAUUUACAAACUAAGGUGAAAAAAUGGCAACAACAACAACAACAACAACAGCAUCAGCAUGUCGAAAUGUUGGAAAAUUAUUACCAAAACAAAGUGCAUUAUUCAUUUGUGAUUUGCAGGAAAAAUUUCGACCCAACAUACAAUAUUUUGAUGCCGUUGUACAGAUAUCAUCAUGUCUUUUACAAGCAGCACGUUUAUUAGAUAUUCCAAUUAUUGUUGCUGAACAUUAUCCAGAAGGAUUAGGUGUAACAGUCAAAGAACUUGGAUUAAAUGAAUAUCCAGAUAUUCAACCGAUAACUAAAACACAAUUUUCAAUGCUUACCAGCGAUCUAAUCGAAAGAUUGAGACAAAAACAUCCAGAUGUAAAGAAUAUUAUUCUUUGUGGUAUUGAAACACAUGUAUGUGUUCAAGGAACAGCAUUGGAUGCAAUUCAAGCCGGAUAUGAUGUCCACGUUGUUGUCAAUGCAUGUAGUUCACGUUCAAUGGUCGAUAGAAUGUUUGCAUUUGAACGUAUGAAACAAGCUGGUGUUUGGUUAACAACAUCUGAAUCGGUUAUACUUGGAUUAGUAUCAGAUGGAUCGAAUCCAAAAUUUCAUGACGUACGAAAAUUGAUUAUGGAAACGGCACCGGAUUCUGGUCUUUUAUCAUUGUUGAAAAUAUGAAAGUGGAAAAUGGUAAAAAGAAUUCUUUGAAUGAAAAUUCCACUCAAUAGAAUUUAUUAGAUUUAGAAAUAAUUUUUUCAUGUUUCUCAGAUUAAUAGACAAUUUUAAAGCUAUUGGAAUUAUAGUGUGAAUCAAACAUUAAACAAACAAACAAACAAACAAAUAAACAGACAAACAAAAAAAAUCAAA